Molecule: messenger RNA, 167 nt
Organism: Funneliformis geosporum
Lineage: Eukaryota; Fungi; Glomeromycota; Glomeromycetes; Glomerales; Glomeraceae
Source: the annotation of a GenBank genome assembly
UUCCCGCGAUAGUGAGGGAAAUGGAUGGGGUGCUCGUUCGUCAACCACCAGGCACGAUCGGGGUGAUCGUGGCGCCCGACAUGAAUCGCUUUACGGCCGGGACUAGGGAGACGGCAAGGACGUCACCCUUCGAGAUGAUUUUGACGACUCGUGGUUUUCGUGGUUGA